Corticium candelabrum is the source of this 937-nucleotide messenger RNA. Its product is annotated as 52 kDa repressor of the inhibitor of the protein kinase-like. Bases 84 to 722 code for a protein of 212 amino acids. The record is from RefSeq and is a predicted model, not a curated record. NCBI's taxonomy places the organism in Eukaryota, Metazoa, Porifera, Homoscleromorpha, Homosclerophorida, Plakinidae. The transcript has a single exon.
UCAGCACUGGUCAAGAUUGGAAUGCAGAGUCAUCUACUAAAGCUGCAACUCUUCUGACUUCAAUCACGCAGUUCGAGUUUAUAAUGGCGUUAGUAGUAGCACAUGCUUGCUUUGGCUUUGUGAAGGGUUUGACAGUUUCCUUGCAAGGCAGAUCCCAAGACAUCUGCUCCGCCUAUGUUGAAGUUGAUAGCGUCAAGACUGCUCUGUAUGAAGUAAGAGUAGACAUCCAUACUUUCCACAAAAAAUUGUACGCCACUGCAGUUGGUUUGGCGGAGACAAUCAAUGCUUCAUUGCCUUCAAUUCCACGCCGUUGCGCUCGACAGAGUUUUAGAAGUAAUGUGCCGGCCCUAAUCUCGGAAGAUUACUAUAGAAGGGAUUUAACAGUUCCAUUUCUGGAUGAAAUGAUAGCACAUAUUAAUAGUCACUUCUCUGAAAUUCAGAAGAAUGCGACGAUGGCUCUGUCGCUCGUUCCGUCUGUUCUAAUGAGUCCAGAGCAGGAGCAAAGCACGACGGACCUUGCACACCACCUUGCCGAGUUCUACGCGGACGACCUCCCCAAUCCAUCAACACUUCAGCAGGAGCUACACGUAUGGAAGUGUAAGUGGAAGAGCUUCUCAGCUGAGCGACCUUCGUCGCUUUCAAAGUCUCUUUUCCAUGCUAACGAUUUCAAACAUCCGCCAAUUGUUGCGAAUUGUCUCUACCUUGCCAGUCACCAGCUGUGAAUGCGAGAGGAGCAUUAGCGUUCUACGGAGGCUUAAGACAUACAUGCGUACAACAAUGGCUGAGGAGAGACUGACUGGGUUGGCACUCAUGCACGUUAACUAUGGCAUGGAUCUGAAUUUAGAUGAAAUCAUUAACAUAUUUUCUAGACAACAUCCUCGUAGAAUGCUUCUGCAGGAUACUUUAGUUAGUGACAAAGAAGGUUCAGAGUAAUAGA